AUGGCGGCACCCCCCAACGCCGCCGUGUCCCCCCGCCCCCCCGCAGGUGACAAGGUGCCCGAGGCGCCGGGGGGGGUGCGGCUGCUGCCCCUGGCCGUGGUGGGGGGCGUCAUCCUGCUGGGCGCGGCGGCGCUGGGGGUGCUGGUGGCGCGGCGGCGGCGGGAGCAGAGCACCCUCUGGUUCCCCGAGGGCUUCGCCCUGGCCAAGGAGAGCAAGAGGGACCGGCGGGAGCCCGUGGGGCAGGACGCCCUGGGCAUGAAGACCCUGGGGAAGGGGGAGACCCUCAUGGGUGAACCCUCGGAGGAGUGGCCGGACGGCGACGGCCCCGAGGCCAAGAGGCUCAAGGUGGAGGAGGGGGCCGCGGAGCCCCCCGAGCCCGUGGACCCCCGGCGGUGGGACCCAGCACCACCUGGUCGCGGCCGACAUCCGCGUGCCCCCCACCACGGCCCUGACGCCCCCCCAGGGCGACCCCGACGCCGACUGCGUGGACGUCAACGUCCGCGGGCCAGACGGCUUCACCCCACUGAUGCUGGCCUCCUUCUGCGGCGGCGCCCUGGCGGCGGCGGCGGCGGCGGCGGCGGCGGAGCGGGGGGCGGCGGCGCCUCGGCGGGCGUCAUCGGGGCGCUGCUGUGCCAGGGCGCCAGCCUGGGCGCCCGCACCGACCGCCUGGGUGAGAGCGCCCUGCACCUGGCCGCCCGCUACGCCCGCGCCGACGCCGCCAAGCGCCUGCUGGGGGCCGGCGCCGACGCCAACGCCCGCGACAGGGCCGGGCGCACCCCGCUGCACGCCGCCGUCACCGCCGACGCCCAGGGCGUCUUCCAGAUCCUGAUCCGGAACCGCUCCACGGACCUGGACGCCCGCACGGGCGACGGCUCCACCGCCCUCAUCCUCGCGGCGCGGCUGGCGGUCGAGGGCAUGGUGGAGGAGCUCAUCGCCUGCCACGCCGACGUCAACGCCGUCGACGAGACCGGGAAGUCCGCCCUGCACUGGGCGGCCGCCGUCAACAACGUGGAGGCGACGCUGGCGCUGCUGAAGAACGGGGCCAACAAGGACAUGCAGGACGGCAAGGAGGAGACCCCCCUCUUCCUGGCCGCCCGCGAGGGCAGUUACGAAGCCGCCAAGAUCCUCCUGGACCAUUUCGCCAACCGGGAGAUCACGGAUCACCUGGACCGGCUCCCGCGGGACAUCGGCCGCGAGCGGAUGCACCACGACAUCGUCCGCCUGCUGGACGAGUACAACACGGGGCGCAGCCCCCCGGGAUCGCUGCCCCCCAACCCCGCCUUGACCCCCCUCCUCGUCGGCCCCCCAACUCCUUUUUUACCGGGUCUCAAAGCUCCUGCCGUCGGGAAGAAGAGUCGCCGCUUGGGGGGCAAAACGGGGGGGGGGAAAGGGCGGGGCAAGAAGUUGGGGGGCGAGUGUCCCCCCGGGUUGGAGAGCUCGGUGACGCUGUCACCCGUCGACUCCUUGGACUCCCCGUACGUCCCCAACCCGACGUCCCCCGGGCUCUUCCCCCCCGCCCCCCCCCCAAUUUUGGACCCCCCCUUCGCCGUCACCUUAGGGCCACCCAUGGGUGUCGGGCGAUUAUCGGGGGGUCCCGUCCCCCCCCCGCCCCGUUUAGGGCUGGGUUUGGGGACGGUGACCGUCCCCUUCGAGUGGCGCAACCGGGUCCCCCCGGGAACCCCUUGUAACCCCGCUUUGGGGGGGGUGCACCCCGUUUUACACCCCCCCACUCCAGGCUUCGCCCCCGCCUUGCUGCUGCCCCACGGCGCCGUGGGGUGCCCCCCACCUGCCGCCGAACCCCUUCCCCGUGGCCCCCAACCCCUCUCCCCCGAGGAGGGGGGGCCCCCCCGCUCCGCCGCCCCCCCCCCAUUUUUUCAAGCCCGGGGAGGAGUACCCCCCGGUGGCGGGGGGGGCGGUGGGGAGGUAUUUGGGGGUCCCCAGCGAGCACCCCUAUCUGACGCCCUCCCCCGAGUCCCCCGAGCAGUGGGCGAGCCCCUCCCCCCGCUCCCUCUCUGACUGGUCCGAGGCCACCCCCAGUCCGGCCGUGCUGGGGCCCCCCCAAACCCAGCUGCCCCCCCAAACCCAGCUGCCCCCCCCCACCGCCCGAGCAGACCCCCAAAAUGCAGGCCUUUGCCUGAGCGGUGGCGCCCACCCCCUCCCCCCAGGGACACCCCCAAACUGGGGACCCCCCCCAGACUGGGCACCCUGAGGGGCCCCCCCAGUAUGGGGACACCCCAGGGACACCCCCAAACUGGGGACACCCCCAGACUGGGCACCCUGAGGGACCCCCCCAGUAUGGGAACACCCCAGGGACACCCCAAAUUGGGGACCCCCCCAGACUGGGCACCCUGAGGGGCCCCCCCAGUAUGGGAACACCCCAGGGACACCCC
Phalacrocorax carbo (great cormorant) is the source of this 2390-nucleotide messenger RNA. NCBI's taxonomy places the organism in Eukaryota, Metazoa, Chordata, Aves, Suliformes, Phalacrocoracidae. The record is from RefSeq and is a predicted model, not a curated record.